Messenger RNA from Megalops cyprinoides (Indo-Pacific tarpon), 843 nucleotides. RefSeq names its product UV excision repair protein RAD23 homolog B-like. The transcript is spliced from 8 exons. Lineage: Eukaryota; Metazoa; Chordata; Actinopteri; Elopiformes; Megalopidae. The record is from RefSeq and is a predicted model, not a curated record. Gene Ontology annotation, cellular component: nucleoplasm; cytosol. Gene Ontology annotation, molecular function: ubiquitin binding; damaged DNA binding; proteasome binding. Gene Ontology annotation, biological process: proteasome-mediated ubiquitin-dependent protein catabolic process; nucleotide-excision repair. The coding region runs from base 1 to 843 and encodes 280 amino acids.
AUGCCAGACGAAACUGUGACCAGGAACCGACAGUCGUGGAAGAAAAUGAUCCACGACUGUUCCACGCAGGAUACAGGGGAAGACAAAGGCUCCGAAGAGAAGCUCCCCACAACAGCACCCCCUCCUGCUUCUCCUGUCAGUUCAUCAGACCUCUCAAAUACAAACAUUUUCGAAGAGGCUACAUCUUCACUUGUGACAGGCCAGUCAUACGAGAACAUGGUGACAGAGAUCAUGUUAAUGGGCUAUGAAAGAGAACAAGUGGUUGCAGCACUGAGGGCCAGCUUCAACAACCCAGACAGAGCUGUGGAAUACCUGUUGAUGGUGACUGAGAGUGAGACUCACGCAGUGGCUGAGUCACUGUUGACCCCCGCAGGCGGAGUUGCGGCCCGAACUACCGGGUCGUCGUCCUCACCCUAUAGUGUUGCUCCAACACAAUCUUCACCUGCCACAGGGGCCAACCCACUGGAAUUCCUGAGAAACCAGCCCCAGUUCCAGCAGAUGAAACAAAUCAUCCAGCAGAACCCCUCUUUGCUACCGGCCUUACUACAGCAAAUUGUGAGGGAGAACCCACAGUUGCUGCAGCAAAUCAGCAGCCACCAAGAGCAGAUGCUUAAUGAGCCAUCUCAGGAGGUGGGAGGCCAGAGUGGAGGGGAGGGAGUAACAGAGGCUGGAGGUGGACACAUGAACUAUAUUCAGGUCACUCCCCAGGAGAAGGAAGCCAUCGAGAGGCUAAAAGCACUAGGAUUCCUGGAAGGACUUGUUAUACAAGCGUACUUUGCUUGUGAGAAGAACGAGAACUUGGCAGCCAACUUCCUUUUACAACAGAAUUUUGAUGAUGAUUGA